AUUCCUGACUCAUGUUCAUUUGAGUCGAAGUUUGCUGGAACCUUGUGCUUACAGCAGCACACGCCAAGGAGUGAGAUGCAGUUUGAACCUCUAGAUCACCUGUGCCAUACGGGGAAUUGCAGAAGUUUGGUUUCAUAAACGCCCUUGUGAACCACUACGCCCACCAGCAGCUAGUCGCAACAAAUGAAAAUGUCCAAGGGCCUCAGCAUGGUUAACAGAGCAUUCUUACUUCCAGAAAUAAGCUGCAGACUUCCAAAUUUUGCCCUGUCUGUAUCUUGAGAUGAACAUCUGGGCCAAAAUGAGGAGGACGUGUUUCUCAUCCACCUUCAUUCGUAUAUUCGCCGAAGUGCAGACAGAUUUUUAAAAAGCUAGGAUGGACAUCGGGAAAUGUAGAGUAAGGGAAGUGUGGAGCUGGGGAGCUGGGACGCACGGGCAACUGGCAUGCGGCACUCUGAUCGAUGCCUUGACGCCGCAGCGUGUUGAAGCUCUCUCCGAUGCUGCACUCAUCGUGGACAUAGCUUGUGGAGGAGCUCAUGGUAUCGCUGUCUUCGAAUGUGGUGACGUUGCAACUUGGGGCCGAGGCCAAGCAGGGGCUUUGGGACAUGGAGAUGAGACAACCAUCACUGUGCCAAGGUUCAUCUCUUCACUUCAGGGCAUACGCAUCAGCCAUGCAGCUGCUGGCUGGAAUCACAGCGCCUUUGUAACAGACAAUGGAGCGCUUUAUACUUGCGGGGAUGGGACGUUUGGGCAGCUAGGGCAUGGACACACAGAAUCUCGCCUGGUGCCUGGUCGCGUUGAGCACCUGUCAUCUGAGCGUAUCAACAUGGUGGCAUGCGGUAUGCGGCACACGCUCGCUCUUGCCGUCACCCAAGGUUCCGUAUGCACUUCAAUUGUGUAUGCUUUCGGGUUCAACAAGCGGGGACAGCUUGGGAUCCAAAUGAAAACAAAUGGUAGUGAGAGCAAAAACAAGUGGUGUUUUUCUUGCCCUCAGAGGGUGGACUCUCUCGACAUGCAUGGGGUUGUGAGUGUUUCUGCAAAUGGAGACCACAGCGCUGCACUCACCCGAAUGGGAGAUCUUUUCUUAUGGGGUAGGGGUUAUAAUGAUGGCCCUGACUCGCAACAGCCUCAUCUUUCACAUUCAGGUCUGAAAUUGAUCCAAGUGUCACUUGGAUGGCGCCAUGGUCUUGCUCUGGCAGAAAACAAGGUAGUCUUCGCCUGGGGCAAUAAUGUCUGUGGACAGUUGGGGAUCUCACGCGUUUCCAACAAUUCUGAAAGGAGGGCGCAAGAGGUGAAUGUCGCUCACAAAUCAAUCGAGCAAUAUACGAGGGAACGGGAGGGGAAAGACGGUGCAGCUGAGAAAUCGCAAAGACAAAUUUCUGGUGUGGAUUUUCAGAAAGUGGAAACACAGGGAAUGAGAGUUUCGUGGAUCUCAGCUGGGUCAGAGCACUCUGCUGCAGUUCUUGAGGAUGGAAGGAUUAUGAUGUGGGGUUGGGCUGAGCACGGCCAGCUUGGUCUAGGCUCACUUGAAGAUCAGGAGGUUCCUCAUAUGGUAACACUUGCAAGCACGAGGCUUUCUUCGGGCUUUUUUAGUGCGACACAUGACCAACAUGCUAGUGCUAACUACGUGAAAACGAAGGUUUAUUGUGGAAGUGGAUAUACUUUUGUCGUGUCCUGAGCAGGCCAUAUACAAAUGAAAAUUGUGAACACUCGUGAAGGCGCAAUCGGCGCUUGCAAUAACAAGAAUAAAGACCAUCAUAUCCAUUCUCCAACGACCGUUAGCACCACUCCCAUUACGUUUGCGAACCAUGUCUUGAAAACUUAGAUGAGAUUACUCAUUAAGUCUUUUACUCGCCACCGUGUUCACGUAAAGCUUCAAGAUUUGUGAGACCAGAAGUAAAAUGUUAAACGCUUUUCACUCUA
Molecule: messenger RNA, 1920 nt
Organism: Physcomitrium patens
Lineage: Eukaryota; Viridiplantae; Streptophyta; Bryopsida; Funariales; Funariaceae
Product: ultraviolet-B receptor UVR8
Source: RefSeq, a predicted model, not a curated record